Messenger RNA from Oreochromis aureus, 1953 nucleotides. RefSeq names its product tubulin monoglycylase TTLL3-like. Gene Ontology annotation, cellular component: cilium. The record is from RefSeq and is a predicted model, not a curated record. Gene Ontology annotation, molecular function: protein-glycine ligase activity, initiating. Gene Ontology annotation, biological process: cilium assembly; protein polyglycylation; cilium movement. NCBI's taxonomy places the organism in Eukaryota, Metazoa, Chordata, Actinopteri, Cichliformes, Cichlidae.
UGCAUGUCAGCUACCCAUCCUGAGGCCAAAGUCUGCCGUAAUUUUGUCAGCCUGCCUGCUCUUGACCUGGAUAGACUGAGAGAAGCCAGGGUUCUCGUAGACAAAGCUGUCAAGAUGCGUUCUCUAUCCAGGACAGGUAUCCUGUCAUCAGGGAAGGGCUGAGGGCUAGAGGCUGGGUUGAGCGGUGUAUGGUCUACUCUAAGCGUCGAGUGCGUCGCCAUCAGAGCAGUAGGAACAGAACCGGCUCGAAUGAUGCUGUGUACAGCGGUAGAGAUGAUGACAACUCAAAUGAUGCUGAAAAAGAAAAAGAUGCUGACAGACUUCACAAUGUCAUGUCUCGCCUGGUGUGGAAUGAAAUGGUUUACUUCUACUGGACAAACCGCAGAAAGGCCAUCAACACAAAAAACCUGCAUAAGGAACAGAUAACUAAUCAUUUUUCAAAGGCAGGCAACUUGACCACCAAGACAGGCUUGUGUUUGAAUCUGAGGAAACUACACUGGUUUGAUUCGGCUGACCCGGACAGACUAGCAGCACCGGAUGAGAGGCAUGCCUUCAUUGAUGACUACAGGAGGACUGCGUGCACCAGUCUUCUGAAGUACAUUGUGGAGAAGGACCAAGAUAAGAAACAAAGCAAACGGCAGUCUAGCCCAGUGAAUAUUUCCCAAAUGAUCAAUGCACUCAAAGUUUCCGAGGACUUUCUGCAGAGUCUGGAGCACAGUGACAUAGACACUAACUUGGAAACACCGCAAACACCUGCACAGGAGUGGGCAGAGUUUUUAGACAGUUACUAUCUAGUUGUGCAUACAACUCUGUUGUGUGCUUCCUUGCUCAGUGGUGGAGCAGAGAUUGAGAGCAGUGAUUAUUUAGUGUCCCACUGCAAGGCUAUGCUGCAGAGGAUGAAGAUAGUCAAUCCCCAGCUGGAGAUAGAAGGCAUCCAUAACAUCUGGAUCAUCAAACCUGGAGCAAAGUCCAGAGGCAGAGGAAUCAAAUGUGCUAAUCGUCUUGAUCAGAUCCUCGACCUGGUGGAGGGUGAUCCAAAACUUAUCAAGGAAAACAAAUGGGUGGUACAGAAGUACCUGGAGCGCCCCUUCCUUAUCCAUGACACCAAGUUUGAUGUGCGCCAGUGGUUUCUGGGCACCGACUGGAAUCCUCUGACCGUGUGGUUCUACAAAAAGUGCUACUUACGCUUUUCCACAGAACUUUACACACUAGAUUCAAUGGACAGCUCCGUGCACUUGUGUAAUCACUCCAUUCAGAAGCGCUUGAGGCCCUUGGUACAGCGGCACAGAAGCAUUCCAGCAGACAAUAUGUGGUCGGUUGACCAGUUCAAAACAUUUCUGUGCACCAAGGACCGGGAAGCUCAGUGGGAUACUGUAGUAGUCCCAGGAAUGAAGAGAGCUCUCAUCUAUGCGUUACAGACAGCACAGGAUCUGAUAGAGUCACGCAAAAACACAUUUAAGCUCUAUGGUGCUGAUUUCAUGCUAGAUCGUGACUUGCAUCCGUGGUUAUUAGAAAUCAAUUCUAGUCCCACCGUGGCUCCAUCAACCCCUGUGACAGCCCAUCUCUGUGCUGCAGUGCAGGAGGACACUUUACGAGUUGUUCUGGAUCGGAGAGUUAAGCGCACCGCAAACACAGGACACUUCCAGCUCAUAUAUAAAAAGGCUGCUGUGAAAGUUCCUCAGUAUGUUUCUCAACACCUGCGUGUUGAGGGAUUCAGAGUUAAAUGCCCCUGCUCGCUUCCUCCCCUGAAGUCCUCCAGCUGUGCAGUGUCAAAACACUGUUCCCCAUCAAAGACAAGAGUCCUUCAGCAGAAAAAGUAAAGUCUCUUCCUAAGAUACCAUUAAAGGAUGUAGCUCAAAAACACCAACAAUGGGUUUCUGCCACCUCCUCGUCUUCUUUCUCUCACCCUAUGAUGGUAACUCAACAAUGUCUGACAACAGAAGAGAUGUGUAA